ACUGCAAGUGUCGCUCGGCAGACUACAACUCCCGGUAUUCCUUGGGAAAGUGGGCGGCAUUCCUCAGCAACAACUGCGCAUGCGCGUCCACCACCUCCGUGCCGUGGAGUGAGGCGAUCCGGUGGAGAUAAAAUGAUAAGACAUUUUAAGCUCGGAAGAACAAAGCUUUGUCGUCUUAUGCUGAUAUGACGUAUAAUGCUGACAUGAAGCAUGCGCACGUGAAGAGACGUAAAUCUUUAUAAUGAAUUACAUAAGUACCAUGCUGAAACCACUUCUGCUGCUUCUUUUGCAUCCCAAAGCAUAAACUUAAAUCGUCUCAGAAGGACAAGGUGCGCCAGUUUAUGGCAUUUACCCAGGCUGGGGAAAGGACUGCAAUAUACUGUUUAACACAGAAUGACUGGAAACUAGAACUGGCAACAGACAACUACUUCCAGAAUACAGCCUUGUACUGCAAAGAGUCAAUGAAAAGUACAGUAGACAAAAAGAAGCUAGAGCAAUUGUAUAAUCGCUACAAAGAUCCUCAAGAUGAAAAUAAAAUAGGAAUAGAUGGAAUCCAGUUGUUCUGCGAUGACUUGCAUUUGGAUCCAGCGAGUACCAGUGUGUUGGUCAUCGCAUGGAAGCUCAGAGCUGCUACACAAUGUGAAUUUAGUAAAAAAGAAUUCAUAGACGGCAUGACAGAACUUGGGUGCGACAGUACAGACAAGCUAAGGGCCCAGCUUCCUAGACUAGAACAAGAGCUCAAAGACCCUCUCAAGUUUAAAGACUUCUAUCAGUUUACAUUUAAUUUUGCAAAAAAUCCUGGACAAAAAGGGCUUGAUUUAGAUAUGGCAAUUGCAUACUGGAAUUUAGUAUUGUCGGGAAGGUUCAAAUUUCUAGAACUCUGGAAUACAUUUUUGUUGGAGCACCAUAAGAGGUCAAUCCCAAAAGACACGUGGAACCUACUAUUGGAUUUUGGUAACAUAAUUGCAGAUGACAUGUCCAACUAUGAUGAAGAAGGGGCAUGGCCUGUUCUUAUAGAUGAUUUUGUGGAGUAUGCAAGACCAUUAGUGACGAGUGGAAAGCGUAAACCUCUUUAACCAUAGACUUAAAAAGAACUAGUGAUGCUUUUUGCCAUUUCAUUAGAUAAUGAAGACUGUUUUUGGCCAAUAACUGAGCGGCAGAGUCACCUGGACACAUGGACAUGGAAAAUGCUACUGUCUGACUUCUGCCUUGGAACAUUGUGGUGGACAGCCCUUGGACGAGACAAUAAAUGGAGGAACUUGCUGGCAGAGGGAGCACUGGCUGUUGUAGGAUGCUGGCUUCAUAUCUUAUAUUGGUUGUAUCAUAUAGGAUGUAGAGAUUGCAUGAUUUUAUACGUUGGAUCUAUUGAAAUAGAGGCCAUUUUAUUAAAGGAAAUGAGAGGAAAAAGACAUUUAAAAGCAUGCCAUUCAGUUUACGAGCCAGAAUAAACACCAGCAGUUAUCGAACAGCUGUAUUAUAUUGUAUCUAUAUAAAAAGCAGUAUUUGUGUUAUAAAUUAAAUCUUUAAUGGAACCUUA
Molecule: messenger RNA, 1537 nt
Organism: Bufo bufo (common toad)
Lineage: Eukaryota; Metazoa; Chordata; Amphibia; Anura; Bufonidae
Gene: DCUN1D2
Product: defective in cullin neddylation 1 domain containing 2
Exons: 7
Coding region: 342-1076 (244 amino acids)
Biological process (GO): protein neddylation; positive regulation of ubiquitin-protein transferase activity
Cellular component (GO): ubiquitin ligase complex
Molecular function (GO): ubiquitin-like protein binding; cullin family protein binding; ubiquitin conjugating enzyme binding
Source: RefSeq, a predicted model, not a curated record